Messenger RNA from Ostrinia furnacalis (Asian corn borer), 2141 nucleotides. Its product is annotated as zinc finger protein 622. The transcript is spliced from 7 exons. Gene Ontology annotation, biological process: ribosomal large subunit biogenesis. The record is from RefSeq and is a predicted model, not a curated record. Gene Ontology annotation, molecular function: nucleic acid binding; zinc ion binding. NCBI's taxonomy places the organism in Eukaryota, Metazoa, Arthropoda, Insecta, Lepidoptera, Crambidae. Bases 178 to 1362 code for a protein of 394 amino acids. Gene Ontology annotation, cellular component: preribosome, large subunit precursor.
AACCAAACCACCAGGCAGCAGCGUAAAAAACACCUUGCGCACAAACCUAAACUCGCAGUGGCGUAAAAACCUAUUACAUUAAUUAUUCAUCAUUGAUCUACAGUUUAUUUAUAUCAAUAGUUUCAUUGUGUUCAAUAAUCUGUGAUACUUCGUAGUGAGCCCUGAAGACUAACCAAAAUGCCUGAUACCUUCACGUGUAUUACUUGCCAGGUGCUUUUCAAAACUCCCGAACUUCAACGGGAGCAUUAUAAAUUGGACUGGCACAGGUAUAACCUAAAGAGGAAAGUAGCUUCAAUACCUCCUGUAUCACUGGAGGAGUUUGAACAGAGAGCUAGAGAGCACAAGAAGCAGGCUGAAAAUGAUAGCCAGGGUGAAUCAGAGUUUUGCAAGUGUUGCUCAAAAGUGUUCAACACUAAGAAUGCGUACAAUAACCACCUCAAUAGUAAGAAGCACAAGCUAGCUCAAGAACAGUAUGUGGAAGAGGAGCUCAGUGCUCAUUCAGACACUGACAGUUUCGUUAAAGUUGAGACCAGCCAACCAGGGACUGCGCCUGGCAAGUUUGUAGUUGUUAAUCCAAAUGACUCUGGCGAUGACGACAUAGAGACAGAUUCUGAAAUUGAAGAGCUUGAUUCCGAUGAGUGGGAGGAAUGCCGGAUUAAGGGAAGUGACUCUCUCAUCAAACCCCGAGAUUGCCUGUUCUGCACACACCAUAGCAAGAACAUGGUGAAGAAUCUCAAACACAUGUCUGAGGCCCACUCAUUCUUCAUACCUGACCUGGAGUACUGCAUUGAUGUCAAAGGCUUGUUGCUUUAUUUGGGAGAAAAGAUAUCACAAGGCUUCAUGUGCUUGUGGUGCAAUGACACAGGCCGAACAUUCUACUCCAUGGAGGCUGCUCGGGGCCAUAUGGUAGAUAAGGGCCAUUGCAAAAUGCUGCAUGAAGGGCUUGCAUUGGCAGAGUAUGCUGAUUACUACGACUACAGUGCCUCGUACCCGGACCAUAAAGAUGACGAUGAGAACAUGGACAUAGAUGAAGAAGUGGAGUCUCCGACAGCGCUGGAAGGCGAUGACUUCCAGCUGGUGCUACCCUCAGGAGUUACAGUUGGUCAUCGGUCCCUUAUGAAAUACUAUAAACAACACAUAACAAACAACGGUCAAGCAUUAGUGAAGAAAUCAGAUCGCAAAUUACAUAGACUUUUAGGAAUGUACAAAGCAAUUGGAUGGGCGCCUAAGGACCAAGCACAGGCAGCCAAGAAAGCACGUGACAUCCACUUCAUGAAGCGAGUGCAGGCCAAGUGGCAGAUGAAGCUAUCGCUCAACGCAAACAAGUUCCAGAAACAUUACCGGCCUCAAGUCAACUUCUAGGCACAUUCUGUUAGUAAACUUUAUUGUUGUAUACCACGUUCAAAUAGUUUGAAAAACUGCAGAGCUGAUAAAUUUUGUUUAACAAAAAUAGACGUAAUUUUAAAAACCAUUGCAAUAAAUUAUAAAUCAUUUGACACCUAGUUGACAAUUUCCUGGUUUACUUUUGAAAAUACAUAAUAGAUUAGUUCUUCAUAGUACAGUUAUACAAAAUUCUUUAGGUACGUAAUAAUAAGUCGCCAUUUUGAUCUCUAGAGAAAGAAAGAAGUCCAAACUUGAUGUUGUAUGUGCGUGUGUGUGAAAUCGUUGUGCAGUAGAUGAAAUCUAAUUGUAAAAUAUAACUGAAUGUAAAAAGAUUGUUCAAGUAGGAUAGAUAUUUAAUUUUACUAGAAAUAACCGUCAAAUAGAUACUAGAAAUGUCAAAAAUACUGUUUUAGAUUAUAUCUGUAAUUAAAAUUAGGUACUAAAAGAUACAUUCUUGUGUCCUUUAUAUUGUUGACAUAAACAUUUUACUAUUUGAGUCAGCUAAAGUUGUACCUCAUUUUAUUAAGUAAGUUGAAUCAUCAAGUCGAUGAAUGAAAAAUUCAAGUUUGGACAAAUGCCUAGUUUUCAAAAUGACUUGCGAACAAAACAAUAAAAUCCGGUAAGAUAUACCAAUAACGUUUAUUGAAAUAACGUUAAACUCAGACUCGACAUGAGAAAAACCAGCGAAAAAUUAUUCACCCUCUGUAAUACAUUUUGAAAGAAAUGCUCACGUUUUCUUUAACACAUUAAAAUACGCG